Galleria mellonella (greater wax moth) is the source of this 2928-nucleotide messenger RNA. RefSeq names its product nicastrin (gene Nct). Bases 162 to 2333 code for a protein of 723 amino acids. Lineage: Eukaryota; Metazoa; Arthropoda; Insecta; Lepidoptera; Pyralidae. Gene Ontology annotation, biological process: protein processing; Notch receptor processing. Gene Ontology annotation, cellular component: membrane. The record is from RefSeq and is a predicted model, not a curated record. The transcript is spliced from 15 exons.
UAUUACUACGUCAAACUAUGUUGAAAUACCGAGAUUUCUACCAGUGUUCGUGAUUUGUGUUUUCGUAUUGUAAAUAUAAUAAAUAAAUAAUUUAAAAUACUAAAAUACAUUAAAACAGCUUUUGUAAUAAGUUAUAAGUUUUUUAAUAUUGAUAUGUUAAAAUGAAUUUUAACUAUUCGCUACUAUUCUUUAUUAUUGACAUUCUCAGUUAUGUAUCCUGUGAAAGACUCCAUAAACAAAUAUACUCAUCUAUAGAAGGUGGUGCAGCAUGUUUUAGAAGAUUAAAUGGAACACAUCAAGUAGGAUGUUCCUCUUCAGAUAAAGGUGCUGUUGGUGUGGUGGCCUUAAUACGUGAUGUGAGUGAUGCCCAAUGGUUAACACAAAAUGCAACAGCUGGUCCAUAUAUGGCAGUAGUUGGUACUUCAUUAUUCUAUGAUGUUAUGGACUUGUUACUGGACCAACCUCAAAAUGUGGCCGGUGUCUUAGUAUUUGAUAAUGCAACAUUAGGUACCAGUUCAUUCACACAAGAUUCAAAAUGCCCAAAUGAAUAUUCAUCAGGUCCUGGAAGCCAAUGUUCUUCUAUAUCAAAAGACAACAAAGUAUGGAAUGAGAAAGGUACUGAUCUGUUAAGAAAAAAUAUUCCGUUUCCUAUAUUUUUCUUACCAGAGUCAAGAUAUGAGGAGAUUACAAAAAUAGAAGGAUGCUAUGAAAGGUACAAUCUUGACAGAAGUAAUCAGAAAAAUAUGCCAUUAUGUUCAAUUCAACUGCAUUCUUUCAUGUUUGCAGCAGUUAACAGUGCAGUCUGUUUAAGGAGAUCUGCAACAACAGUACUCUUAACUCCUACUAAAGUGUGUGAUCCCUUGGGUGAUAAUAAUGUAUACUACUCUCUUUUUCCUCGAGGAAAGGGGUUGGAAUCAAAAACAAAACCGGUGAUUUUAGUUACUGCCAGGAUUGAUUCUGCUUCACUUUUUGAUGGUGUUUCCCCUGGAGCAGCUAGUUCAGUAGUGGGGAUGGUGACAUUAAUAACAGCAGCCACAAGUCUUGCACAAAUGAUUCCCUUAAAAGAUGCCAAUUUAUAUGAUCGCAAUGUGUUAUGGACUUUAUUUAAUGGCGAGACGUUCGACUACAUCGGAUCUCAACGUGUCGCAUAUGACAUCAGCCGCGGUGCAUGGCCUCCUUCUGCUCCGUUAUCACCGUCUGAUAUACCAUUGCACAUAGAACUAGGACAAAUUGGAGGUUCUCUCAUGUUAAACAAAGAUAAUGAGUCUUGGCCAUUUUAUGCUUACACACCGGAUGAUAUAAGUAAGGUAACACAAAUAUUAGAAGAACUAAAUUCAAAUCUCGGUGUACACAAAAUGACACUGAGCCCAGUCUUCACAGAUAACCUACCACCAUCCUCGCUACAUUCUUUUAGACGUAUUCUCAAGAAUGUCACUGAGAGUGGAUCUUUGACUGAAGUGCUGUUGACAGAUUUUAAUGAAAAAUUCACUAACAUGUUUUACAAUUCUGCAUUAGAUGAUUAUCAUAAUAUCGGAUUUCUGUAUCACAACAUAAGUAUAGGCAGUGAUGGAAAAUUUAUACCAACGGAUGAGCUUAUAUUAAAUGGUACCAUGAAAAAAACUGAAAUUCAAGUGAAGAUUGCACAGUUCGCGACCGCGGUGGCGCGUACUCUUUACAAAGAAGUCGUCGGGAACCCAUAUGCAGGCAGUGUUACAGCAUCGGCCCAUCUGGUGGACGAAAUGCUGUAUUGCUUCCUGAGGAGCCAGGCAUGCCGGCUGCUACUGGCGGCGGACUACGGAUCGAGCGGGUCCGGCGGUCGCGACGAGCGGCUGCCCGAGCAGCCGGCGCCGCUGUACGUGGGCGUGGCGGCGUGGAGCGGCACCGCGCCCGUCUUCGCCGGACACCUGCUCGCCUUGCUCACCGGCGAUCACCUCGCCGUCAACCGCACCAAGUGCGAUGCGCUCACCGAUCCUAACUAUUCAUACUACUGGCUAAAAGGCUGGAACCACACGGGUGUCUGUAUCCAAACAACUAUGAAUUUUAGUCAAGCUGUAAGUCCCGCAUUUAUAACACCAGAUUACGAUUUCACGUCGGGCACGUACUCUACGUGGACGGAGUCGGUGUGGCUGUCGAUGUGGGCGCGCGUGUUCGUGUCGGCGGGCGGCGGCGGCGCGCGUGCGGCGGCGGCGGGCGGCGCGGCGGCCACGCUGCUGGCGGCCGCGCUCACCGCCUGGCUGCGCCGCCACGCCGCCGCCGUAUUCUCCGCGCCGUCCACACAAGUCCUCCACGAUGCGUCCUCCGCCGCCGGCAUCCUAAGGACGGUCAACUGUUAAAGCGGAAACAUUUCUAUGACGCCGUGUGGCAAUAGUAAUAAAUAAUAUAAAAUAUACCAUUCCAUGACUAUAGAUUGCAAGAUGAUAAUUGUUUUCUUUCAAAACUUUUUUUAAUUAGGUAUUUGUAUAUACAACACCGCAUUCUGCUUAGUUGCAGUCUGGAUUUCCAUAGAGUAAUGCGUAGCAGUAGAGUGUAGCGCAUAUGUACUUGAAUACAUAAAAAUAUUGUCGCAUCGCAUAUCGAUAGGCAAUUGUCCCCUUUAAUCAAACAAGAGAAAUUUUGUUCUAUUUUGAAAAUUUUUAGUUAUGUUAUAGAACUUAUGUUACAGUAUUAUUUAAAAACAAAAGUGAUCCUAUAUUAUGUAUAUAAAAUUAUUUCAAGGCUGUUAGUAUAUUUAGUAUAAGUUUGAUAACAUCUUGUUGACAUGAAGGAAUGUGUGUGUCUGUAACAUUAGCAGAAACUAAUUUCAAUUAACAUUAUUUUUCUUUAAUAUUACAUGCCGAUAUAAUUUGUUAUAUUAAUAAUAAUUAAUAGUCCCAUUGUUCAUUGUUACUUUUUAUUUAUACUCUUAAUAAAUUAAUUCCGAUCUUAGAA